Molecule: messenger RNA, 363 nt
Organism: Racocetra persica
Lineage: Eukaryota; Fungi; Glomeromycota; Glomeromycetes; Diversisporales; Gigasporaceae
Source: the annotation of a GenBank genome assembly
CAAUUAGAGACGCAAAUGGUCGCAACUCAAACUCGCCUAAACGAAUUACAAGACCGCUAUAAUGCCAUUCCGGAAGAAAUUCGGCGUUCGAGAAAAAAAAAGGGAGAAGAUUCGGAAAAGAUACAAGAACAGGUGAAGACUUUGAAUACUGAACUCCAAGUGCAAAAAGUCGAACAAGCCCUUGAACAAAUUCGCCAAGAAAAUGCGGCUCAGAAAACUAAGGAAAUUAAGAGCGAUCAAUCGCGAAAAACUUCCCCGUUGUUGACAACAAAAGAGUCCUCAAAAGAACCGGCAAGAGAUUAUCCAAAAUUAAUGGCAAUUGGAAUGUUGGAAAUUCUCGAAGCAAUAGUUUCUAAAGAAUAA